AUGGCAUUCAGAGAUGUGGCUGUGGAUUUCACCCAGGAUGAGUGGGUGCUGCUGAGCCCUGCUCAGAGGUCCCUGUACCGGGAGGUGAUGCUGGAGAACUACAGCAACCUGGUCUCACUGGAACCGAAGCCGGAACUCCACCUCUGCCCUUUCUGCCCUCCGGAUCUCUGCAGUCAGAAAUUCCACAUGCAGCAGGUGCUGUGUAGUCCCCCACCCUGGAUCUUCACGUGCCUGUAUGCCGAAGAUCCCGUCCAGCCAGGAGACCUGUGCCUGGAGGACCAGCAGCAGCAGGCCGCUGGUGGUAGUGCCUGGAUCGAGGAAGUGGAAGGGCAGGAGAGAGAAGGUGCCCCGCCUUUGUUUGGAAAGACAGAGAAAAGUACUAUAGGAGCAUUCCCCAGGCCAACCCAGAGGCAGCCAGCCAUCUCCGGGGGUGGGGUCCCAGGUAUGGAGAUAGAGCCCGGCCCGGCACAGUUGGGGACCCCUGAGGAAACAGACACGCUGUUGAAGAGGAUCGAAGUCCUGGGGUUUGGAACUGUCAACUGUGGAGAGUGUGGACUGGGCUUCAGCAAGAUGACGAACCUGCUCAGUCACCAGAGGAUCCACUCCGGGGAGAAGCCCUACGUGUGCGGGGUGUGUGGGAAGGGCUUCAGUCUAAAGAAGAGCCUGGCCAGACACCAGAAGGCGCACUCAGGGGAGAAGCCUCUCGUGUGUGGGGAGUGUGGGCGGGGCUUUAACCGGAAGUCGACACUCAUCAUACACGAGAGGACACACUCGGGCGAGAAGCCGUACAUGUGCGGUGAAUGCGGGCGAGGCUUCAGCCAGAAGUCGAACCUCAUCAUCCACCAGAGGACACACUCUGGGGAGAAGCCCUACGUGUGCCAGGAGUGCGGGAAAGGCUUCAGCCAGAAAUCGGCCGUCGUCAGGCACCGGAGGACACACCUGGAGGAGAAGACCAUCGUGUGCAGCGACUGCGGGCUGGGUUUCAGCGACAGGUCGAACCUCAUCUCGCACCAGAGGACGCACUCAGGGGAGAAGCCGUAUGCCUGCAAAGAGUGUGGGCGCUGCUUCCGGCAGAGGUCCACGCUCGUCAACCACCAGAGGACACACUCAAAGGAGAAGCCUUACGUGUGUGGAGUGUGCGGUCACAGAUUCAGCCAGAAUUCAACCCUCAUCUCGCACAGGCGCACACACACCGGGGAGAAGCCUUACGUGUGUGGGGUGUGUGGGCGGGGCUUCAGUCUCAAGUCCCAUCUCAACAGGCACCAGAACACGCACUCCGGACACAAACCCAUCGUGUGCAAGGACUGCGGGCGCAUCUUCAGCCAGCAGUCCAACCUCAUCCGACACCAGAGGACGCACUCGGGGGAGAAGCCCCUGGUGUGUGCGGAGUGCGGGCGAGGCUUCAGCCAGAAGUCGAACCUCGUGGCACACCAGAGGACGCAUUCCGGGGAGAAGCCAUACGUGUGCAGAGAGUGUGGGCGGGGCUUCCGCCACCAGUCGGGCCUCAUUCGGCACCGCCGCACACACACAAGGGAGCAGCCAUACAACUGCCGGCGGUGCGGGAGGGGCUUCGGCAACAAGUCCGCGCUGCUCAUGCACAAGUGGUCACACUCGGAAGAGAACUCCUGUCUGUGCACGGAGUGCGGCCAAGGCUUUCCCCACAAGUCACACCUCAUCCUCCACCAGAUGACACACCAGGGGAGGACGCCGCAUGUGUGCAGUGCGUGCGGGCAAGGCUUCAGCCAGAAGUGCCACCUCAGCAGACACAGGAGGAAUGUGUGCCCACCACAGACCACCAUUUCAGUCUGA
Messenger RNA from Rangifer tarandus platyrhynchus (Svalbard reindeer), 1809 nucleotides. NCBI's taxonomy places the organism in Eukaryota, Metazoa, Chordata, Mammalia, Artiodactyla, Cervidae. The record is from the annotation of a GenBank genome assembly.